CGAGUCAGGCUGUCCCCACCUGCCCACGAAGCACAAGUUGCCGGCUGCAGCCCAUGUAAUCGACAUUUCAGCCCAGUUCGGCUCCACCGCUGACGAAGCGCCGACGGCCGGCCAGCCACAAGGAGUCCAGCAGGAGUGCAGGACUGGAGGGGAGGAGGGCGCGCUGCGCGGGCAAUCGACGCUUUGGGCGGAAAAAUUUGGGCGCAGCAGGGAGACGCGGAGAAAUCCCGAAACCACUCCAGAGUCCAAACCCCAGGCUUCCGAGCUUCCCGGGCGCCACCUCGCCGCCGCCGAUGCCGAUGGAGAGGAAGCAAGCCGCCUACAGCAACCUCGAUGAGAGGUACGCGAUCCAGGGGGAGAAGUACCAGGGGCAGCAGUACAGCCACAUCUACUUCACGCGCCUCCACCACAUGCGCAACCUCCUCCACGCCCUCGUCCCCACCUGGAAGCCGCAACUCCCUGUCACUACGGUGCUUGGACUCGAAGAAGGAAAGGAAUGCAUAAUUGUUGGGACUUUAUAUAAGCACAUGAAACUGAAGCCUUCCAUUCUCGAUGAAUACUCAAAAGAGAGGUCCGCAAUUCCUCUUGUCAAACCACAUAAUUUCAUGCAUCCUGAUGAUCAUCUCAUUUUGGAAGAUGAAAGUGGAAGAGUUACACUUGCAGGAGAGAUACCUCCAGCAGCAUUUGUGACUGGGGUUGUAGUAGCUCUCCAUGGGAAGGAAACAAGUGCUGGCAACUUUCUUGUUGAAGAUGUUCUUGAGGCUGGUCUUCCUCCCCAAACAGCAUUGUCUAGCGCAGAUGAAGACAAGUAUGUGGUAUUCGUGUCAGGGUUAAGUGUAGGGAGUGGCACAUUCAAUCCUCUGCAAUUCCAACUUCUUAUUGACCAUAUCACAGGGCAUCUGGGUGAUGAGAAUGAGCAAACAAUAGCAUCAAAUAUAGUGCGUGUUGUGGUUGCUGGAAAUUCAGUGCAUAUAUCACCAAGGUUCGUCAAUGGUCAGACGGUAGCAUCAAAAGAUCAAUCCAGGAUAGCAGAACCUAUCAGGGAAUUGGAUAUAAUGCUUACACAGCUUGUGUCAUCAUUGCCUGUAGAUAUCAUGCCAGGGUGCCAUGAUCCAGCAAAUUUUUCUUUGCCUCAGCAGCCUUUGCAUAGAUGCCUUUUCUCUGGGGCGUCCGCCUACAAUACUUUUUCAUCAUGUUCAAAUCCCCACCAAUUCGAACUUGACAGUGUCCAGUUUCUUGGAACAUCUGGCCAGAACAUAGAUGAUCUUUACAAGUACUCUGAUGCCAAAGAUAAGUUGGAAUUCAUGGAAAGAACACUAAGAUGGCGCCAUCUUGCUCCUACUGCUCCAAACAGCCUAGGAUGUUAUCCAUACACAGACAAGGAUCCUUUCCUUGUUGAAAGUUGUCCACACGUCUACUUUGUUGGGAAUCAAGAUAAAUAUGAAACUCGAUUGUUGGAAGGCCCAGAAAAACAGAAAGUGAGGCUAAUCUGCAUCCCAAGGUUCUCUGAGAGUGGGGUUGCUGUGAUGCUCAAUUUGAGGAACCUGGAAUGCAGCACAUUGAGUUUCUCAACUAGUUUUGAUGCCUGAAGAUGCUCUGAUUUUGGGGAUUCCAAAACACUUCAAUAUAGCACGUGGAUUGGCACAGGAGCUGAAGCUUUCAUGAGGGAAUUCCUGGACUCAAAAGGAUGUAGUUGUUCCAGAACAGUUCUUUAUUAGAUGUAUGAUGGCCUUAGGUUUUGCUGAUUAGAUCUGCUGAUAUAACUGCCGAAUGCAGAUUGUUGUAGCCAAAGCUGAAACUGAUUCUGGACAGUGUAGCUGUCCACUUGUACCAAUCAAACAGGAGCUGAUGCUUCGUUUCCGGUCACAAUCCGCUGAUUCAUUUGUCAGAUUUAUUAUCA
Panicum hallii is the source of this 1900-nucleotide messenger RNA. Its product is annotated as DNA polymerase delta small subunit. The transcript is spliced from 14 exons. Gene Ontology annotation, biological process: DNA replication; DNA strand elongation involved in DNA replication. Bases 294 to 1589 code for a protein of 431 amino acids. Gene Ontology annotation, cellular component: delta DNA polymerase complex. The record is from RefSeq and is a predicted model, not a curated record. Gene Ontology annotation, molecular function: DNA binding. NCBI's taxonomy places the organism in Eukaryota, Viridiplantae, Streptophyta, Magnoliopsida, Poales, Poaceae.